AUGGCCGACGAAUCGGAGGCGGCGAGGGCACGGCGCGCGCCCGCGCCCCCGCCGCGGCAGCCAGCGCGUCCGGUGGAGCCGCGGCCGCGCGCGUCUGACGCCGGACUGCCGGCGCCACCGCGGCUCAUCCGGCCGUCCGAGCACCUGGCGAUGGUAGAGCGGGCUAUGGAGAGGCGCGCGCCGCCGCUCGUGCCGGCCGUCACGGUCCUGCACGGGCCGCGGCCGACGCUGCCGCCGCCGCAGCCGGUUUACCGGCACGUUGCACCUCCACCGUUGAGGAUGCCCGCGCCGGGGUUACCAGGACCACCAGGCCUACCGGGAUUGCCGGGUCCGCCCGGACCGCCAGUACUGCAGGGCCCGCCAGUCAUGAGGGUGCCUAUGCCAGUCCCGAUGCCAGUACCACAAAGGAGAGAUGUUCAG
This is a messenger RNA of Trichoplusia ni (cabbage looper), 420 nucleotides long. Its product is annotated as formin-2-like. The transcript has a single exon. The annotation marks the transcript as partial. The record is from RefSeq and is a predicted model, not a curated record. NCBI's taxonomy places the organism in Eukaryota, Metazoa, Arthropoda, Insecta, Lepidoptera, Noctuidae.